This is a messenger RNA of Neurospora hispaniola, 837 nucleotides long. RefSeq lists its product as uncharacterized. The record is from RefSeq and is a predicted model, not a curated record. The transcript has a single exon. Lineage: Eukaryota; Fungi; Ascomycota; Sordariomycetes; Sordariales; Sordariaceae. The coding region runs from base 94 to 729 and encodes 211 amino acids.
CUUGCUGCCCUCCCGAGCCUGCAUCAGGCACGAAGGGAUUUAUUCUAUGUACGUAUGUACACCGUUUGCUGACCGACACCACAUCCACGGGCCAUGUCACAUACCAGCCAAGGUACCUGUUCUUCCACCGGUUCGUCGUUGGAACGUUCGAGCUCUCCGUUGUCAGGCUUCAUCCACUCCUCCCCCAUAGGAUUAGCUGACCACCGGGCUGGACUCUUCACUUUCACCGGCACUUCUGACGCAAUGCCUCGCGCCGCCAUUGGGGGUUGUUUUCGCGGGGGCGCAAGUUCGCAUCCUAGCUAUCAGCCAUGCGAGGUGAAUUGGGCCGGCCUAGCUUUGCCUCUCUCAGAUGCUAGCAGGGUCCGGGUUGAUGGCGCUUCAAGUGAGUGGCCCGACGACAGCAUAUCAUAUGGCUUCUCGCUUCUUGUUGGUGGACGGCAAAACCGCACUAGCUGCGUCUUCGCAUGCUUUGCAAGUCAUGCUCCUCCCCCACCUUAUCGAGGUACCCUCUGGCUAGAAUUAAUGUCUGGGAAUUUGCCUGUGGUUGGGGGACGCAAGAUGGAAACGGUUCAAGAAACUAGGUGUCAGAAGUCAGGUUCCGUCUACAUCUCGGACCUCUUGGACGCCUGUUUCUCGACUGGGCUCUUUCCUCCGCUGGGCUUCCAAUGUAUUGGGAUGUUUGAACGUGGGAUAUUACAUUUGCAAGCCAAUCGAUGUUUCCUUCAGUAAGUAAGGGGGAUUCAGGCCGUCACGUUCUGUCAGUUCCACUCAGGGUUCCAAAUUCGUACGAGAUCCUUGGGGCAAGUGCCUCAAUGUCUUCUUCUGUUUAUCUUUGAC